AUUUCUCUUGUAUACUCUCUCUUCACUACCUACGGUCCUUCUCAUUGCUGUGCAGCCUUUCAUUCAUCUACCAUUCCUACCACCAUGUCGCAGACCUUCUCCCCGAGCGAUGUAUCAUCGCACAACAAGCCCGACAAUCUCUGGAUCAUUGUUGACCAAGAUGUCUAUGAUCUGACCAAGUUUCAGGAGGAGCAUCCAGGAGGAAAGAAGAUCCUCCAGCGCGUUGCAGGCAAGGAUGCGAGCAAGCAGUUCUGGAAGUACCACAAUGAGAGCAUUCUGAAGAAGUACCAGAAGCAGCUACAGGUUGGCUCGCUAGACAGCAAGCCGAAGCCCGCGCAAGUCACCCCACCCACCCCGUCUGCCACACCCGAACCCUCAGAGAGGAAGGAGAUAGUUGUUCCAUCUCCCGAGCCUGGCACCGUGGCUCCUGCGCCUGGUCCGGGAGCAGAGGAAGAGGCCGAGGCAAUGGACCCGUACGGCGAUCUCGUGCCUUACGCAGAUCCGUCGUGGUAUCAAAGCUACCACACCCCGUACUUCAACCAGUCACACGCAGCUCUCCGCGACGAGGUCCGCCAAUGGAUGGAAGAGGAUAUCAUGCCCAACGUCACCGAGUGGGAUGAGGCAAAGAAGGUACCAGAUAGCGUGUACAAGGCAAUGGGCGAGCGCGGCUAUUUGGCUGGUCUUCUCGGCAUCCACCCGUAUCCGCAGAAGCUCGCUGGUGGCAGGAGCGUCAAGUCCGUGCAACCCAAGGACUGGGAUCUCUUCCACGAGAUGCUGCUGACGGAUGAGCUCUCUCGCUCCGGCUCUGGUGGGUUCGUGUGGAAUCUGAUCGGUGGCUUCGGUAUUGGCUGCCCGCCCGUUGUCAAGCAUGGCAAGAAGGAGCUUGUGCAACGUAUCGUACCGGAUAUCCUAAGCGGUGACAAGCGUAUUUGCCUCGCCAUCACCGAGCCUGAUGCUGGAUCCGACGUCGCGAACCUUACGUGCAAGGCGAAGCUUACCGAGGACGGCAAGCACUACAUCGUCAAUGGCGAGAAGAAGUGGAUCACCAACGGCAUUUGGUGCGAAUACUUCACCACCGCCGUUCGCACUGGUGGCGAAGGUAUGAACGGCGUCUCCGUGCUCCUCAUCGAACGUAGCAUGGGCGGCGUCAGCACCCGUCGCAUGGACUGCCAAGGCGUCUGGUCCUCUGGCACCACUUACAUCACCUUUGAAGACGUAAAAGUCCCCGUGGAGAACCUCAUCGGCAAGGAGAACCAAGGCUUCAAAGUCAUCAUGACCAACUUCAACCACGAGCGCAUUGGCAUCAUCAUCCAAUGUCUGCGCUUCAGUCGGGUCUGCUACGAAGAAAGCAUCAAGUACGCCCACAAGCGGCGCACUUUCGGCCAGAAGCUGAUCAACCACGCCGUCAUCCGCUUAAAGUUGGCGCAUAUGGCGCGUCAGAUUGAGGCUAGCUAUUCAUGGCUGGAGAGCUUGAUCUACCAAUGCCAGAAGAUGUCGGAUAUGGAGGCUAUGCUCAAACUCGGCGGCGCCAUUGCGGGGUUGAAAGCUCAGGCUACGGUGACGUUUGAGUUCUGCGCGCGAGAAGCCAGUCAAAUCUUUGGUGGGUUGAGCUACAGCCGUGGCGGGCAGGGUGCGAAGGUCGAACGGUUAUAUAGGGAUGUCAGGGCCUAUGCGAUCCCGGGUGGCAGUGAGGAGAUCAUGCUCGAUUUGAGCAUUCGGCAGGCUUUGAGGGUGCACAAGGCAUUGGGUAUGAAGUUGUAAUUAAGAUAUGCUUGGCUUGUGCUAGACUCUUGAUAGAAUUUAUCCUAGACCUAUGGCAUG
Baudoinia panamericana UAMH 10762 is the source of this 1821-nucleotide messenger RNA. RefSeq lists its product as uncharacterized. Bases 85 to 1761 code for a protein of 558 amino acids. The transcript has 4 exons. Gene Ontology annotation, molecular function: oxidoreductase activity, acting on the CH-CH group of donors; flavin adenine dinucleotide binding. The record is from RefSeq and is a predicted model, not a curated record. NCBI's taxonomy places the organism in Eukaryota, Fungi, Ascomycota, Dothideomycetes, Mycosphaerellales, Teratosphaeriaceae.